Messenger RNA from Staurois parvus, 302 nucleotides. The record is from the annotation of a GenBank genome assembly. Lineage: Eukaryota; Metazoa; Chordata; Amphibia; Anura; Ranidae.
GCCACCUGUCAGUGUCCAUCAGUGCCAGCUCUCAGUGCUCUUCCAUGCCACCUGCCAGUGCCCAUCAGUGCCACAUAUCAGUGCCUACCAGUGCACAUCAAUGCCACAUAUCAGUGCCCAUCUGAGCUGCCUUUCAGUGUCGCCAGUCAGUGCCACCUAUCAAUGCCAGUCAGUGCUGCCUAUCAGUGCCCUGCCUCCUCAUCAGUGCCACCUAUCAGUGUCCAUCAGUGCAGCCUAUCAGUGCCCAUCACUGCAGCCUCAUUAGCACACAUCAGUGAAGGAGAAAAAGUUUUAUAACAAAA